AUGUCGCCGGGAAUGUCGCUGUAUAGCAUCAACGCUAUUGUUAUCCUAUCUAGUGACGAUGGGUCGCGGAUAUUCGCCAAGUACUACACGCCGCCGCAUCACGCCGCGCCGGGGCCCGCCGGAGCUGCGCCGACGGUGACCAGCUCGCAGAACCCAUACCCCGACAAGGCGUCGCAGGUGCGGUUCGAGAAGGGCCUGCUGGCCAAGACGGCCAAGCAGCAGGGCGACAUCCUCCUGUACGACAACCGCGUCGUGCUCUACAAGUGCGAGUCCGACGUGGCCCUGUACGUGGUCGGCAGCGUCGACGACAACGAGAUCAUGCUCUACAACGUCUUGCUGGCGCUGCGGGACAGCUUGCACCUCCUCUUCAAGCAAUCCGUCGACAAGCGAACAACAAUCGAAAACUACGACCUGGUCUCGCUCGCCAUCGACGAGAUUGUUGACGAGGGCAUCCCGCUAGAGACGGACCCGACCAUUGUGGUCCAACGGUGCAGCAAGGCGCCGUCGCAGGACGUCAACCUCAGCCGCAUCGACCCCUUUAGCGAGCAGGGCGUCAACAACCUCGCCCAGCUAGGCAGGGCGAAGCUGACCGACUGGCUGCGGCAAGGCUUGUAG
Lasiosphaeria miniovina is the source of this 615-nucleotide messenger RNA. Its product is annotated as Longin-like domain-containing protein. Lineage: Eukaryota; Fungi; Ascomycota; Sordariomycetes; Sordariales; Lasiosphaeriaceae. The record is from RefSeq and is a predicted model, not a curated record. The coding region runs from base 1 to 615 and encodes 204 amino acids. Gene Ontology annotation, biological process: retrograde vesicle-mediated transport, Golgi to endoplasmic reticulum; intracellular protein transport; intra-Golgi vesicle-mediated transport. The transcript has 4 exons. Gene Ontology annotation, cellular component: COPI vesicle coat.